UCCUCCCGGUCUCCGUCUCCUCCCGCUCCUCCCUCCUCAGCAGCGCACCUCGGAUGCAGAGUGUCCGGCAGCAGAGCAGCUCUGAGCGGACACAUCUCCAGCAAAGCCGCCGCCGCCGCAGAACCCAAACCCAAACGAUGCGAUUCUUACAGAAACCUCAGAGACAAACCUUCAUCUGACAACUUCCGCCCCUCUCCCUGCACCUUUCCUGAGCCGCUCCUCGCUGUCAAGUGCCCGUUUCCAAUCAUCUGGGACCAUCUGGUCCACUUCAUUAGCUCAUCAGUUCAUCAGGACCAUGAUGCUCAGCAGCUCUGUAGAGGUUCCCAGCCCGGGCGGGAUGAGUGCUCUGAGCGGACUGAGCGCCGCCGCCGCUCGGAACGUGGUGCGCUCCUCCAGCAUCUCAGGGGCCAUGUACAGCCUGGAGAAGAGUCCCAGCAGCGGCGGUCCAGAUUCAGUGGCCGGGAACAAGAAGCGGCGCUCCAGUCUGGGUGCCAAGAUGGUGGCCAUUGUGGGGUUGUCGCAGUGGAGCAGAAGCACACAGCAGCUCAACCAGCAAGAUGGUGGAACAAAGAAACUCCGCAGCACCAUCCGAAGGAGUACAGAGACCGGCAUCGCCGUGGAGAUGAGGAACCGGGUGACGCGGCAGGGCAGCAAGGACUCCACUGAUGGCAGCACCAACUCAAACAGCUCAGAUGGAACUUUUGUCUUCCCUACCACACGCCUGGGCCCUGAGAGCCAGUUUAGUGAUUUCCUGGAUGGACUCGGCCCUGCUCAGAUUGUCGGCAGGCAGACACUAGCUACCCCCUCUAUGGGGGACGUUCAUGUCGCCAUGGUUGACCGAGGAGGGCAGCUGGAGGUGGAAGUCAGUCAGGCCAGAGGACUCACCCCAAAACCGGGCACCAGAAACAUACCAGCAACCUAUGUAAAGGUGUAUGUGUUGGAGAACGGAGUAUGUUUGGCCAAGAAGAAAACCAAAGUAGUGAAGAAAACACUGGACCCUACCUACCAGCAGGCUUUGUUGUUCGAUGAAAGUCCUCAGGGCAAAGUCCUACAGGUAAUCGUAUGGGGGGAUUACGGGCGAAUGGACCACAAGUGCUUCAUGGGAAUGGCCCAGAUCCUUCUGGAGGACUUGGACCUGUCUGCCACAGUCAGCGGCUGGUACAAGCUGUUCCCUACCUCUUCUCUGGCAGACCCCAGCAUCGGACCCCUCACCAGACGCCUCUCCCAGUCCUCUCUGGAGAGUGCCACCAGCCCCUCGUGCACUUAGACACACCCAAACACCCCGACACGCUGUAUAUAUACACACGCAGACGUCUAGGUACACCCAUGCAACAGCACAGGAACCCUCCAUAGAAACACAACUUUUUUUGGACCCUUUUUUCUCAGACCUUCACAAAAUAACACAAUUGACACACUUGAUGUAGCACUUUCUCACACUUCAGCGUCUCACACCAGGACUCGUCAGAUGCCAGCCUGCGUUCCAACUUCCCACGUGGCCCGACUCAUCCAGGGUCGUCCCGGCGCCGGUUCCUAAACUCUCAAUGCCAAACUACCAAGAAAAACUUUAUUUUUUAAAACCAAAGCAAUUGUUAUUGUUGUUCUUAUUCCUCUAGAUGGUUGGUGAACUUGCAAUUCAAUAGAAAUCAUUGAAAUGUAGCAGAGUCCAUGACUUAGAUGUAAUGCAAAAAAAAAAAA
This is a messenger RNA of Oryzias latipes (Japanese medaka), 1695 nucleotides long. It is a transcript of the gene rims3, whose product is annotated as regulating synaptic membrane exocytosis 3. The record is from RefSeq and is a predicted model, not a curated record. Gene Ontology annotation, molecular function: small GTPase binding; transmembrane transporter binding. Gene Ontology annotation, cellular component: presynaptic membrane; cytoskeleton of presynaptic active zone. Gene Ontology annotation, biological process: regulation of synaptic plasticity; regulation of synaptic vesicle exocytosis; calcium ion-regulated exocytosis of neurotransmitter. NCBI's taxonomy places the organism in Eukaryota, Metazoa, Chordata, Actinopteri, Beloniformes, Adrianichthyidae.